This is a messenger RNA of Arabidopsis arenosa, 483 nucleotides long. NCBI's taxonomy places the organism in Eukaryota, Viridiplantae, Streptophyta, Magnoliopsida, Brassicales, Brassicaceae. The record is from the annotation of a GenBank genome assembly.
AACCCUAGAAGAAGAAGAAGAAGAAGAAGAAGAAGCAAAAGCUGUGGAGAUCGAGAUGGGAAAUGAGAGCAAGAGCAAUUUGGGAGGAGGAGGAGGAUUUAGGGCAAAGAUGGAGCACUAUGUCUACAGUGGGGAGAAGAAGCACGUUUUGGCUGGGAUCGGGAUUAUCUCCAUCAUCUUCGGAAUCCCUUGGUAUCUAAUGAAUCAAGGAUCAAAGCAUCGUUCUCACCAAGAUUACUUGGAAAAAGCCGAUCAAGCUCGAAAAGCUCGUCUCUCAUCAUCUUCAUCCUCGGAUAAGUAGUCAUCUCCCCCACUUGGAAUCCUUUUAGGAGACUCUAGUCAACUACAUUUUGUGAAUGAUCCAUACAUCGUUUUUCCAUGUCUAUAAACUCAGUAAUGUCUGUGCUAGUGUUGUUCCCUUCAGAUAUGUAUUUUUACACUCUACUCUGAGGUUUCUAUAUCAAAGAAAUGAAAUAUUUAUCA